UGGAUGAACUUUCCCCGUACUAAACACCUGGUAAUGAAAUAACAAUUAGAAUUGCGCCAAAUCUCAUUUCACCUGACGCGAUUUCGCUCAAAUGAGACAGCCGUUGCAAAUGUCAAACGCACGUGUUGACGACUUUGAAAAUGAGUUCCUUCAAGAAAUUGAACACAAAAAUCUACCAAAAAAGCGCGUCAGUGGUCACCCCUGACUAUAUCUACUGGAAGCAGCUUAGUCCCCCUGUCUUGGUGAAGGAGUUUGGGCCCAUCGACUACAUUGAUUUUUCCCCCGUUGAGCCCUACUAUUUUGCUGUAACGUGCUCAGUGCGUGUGCAAGUGUACAACCCGGUCACUAAACUGGUGGCUAAGAAUUUAUCAAGGUUUAGGGAAAGUGCAUAUGGGGCUGUUUUCCGGUCAGAUGGGCGGCUUAUAUGCGCCGGUGGUGAAGAAGCGAGUGUCAAGUUAUUCGACGUUUCGACUAAAAGUCUCCUAAGGUUGUUUAAAGGACACAGUGCUGCGGUUCAUAGGACUUUUUUCAUCGAAGGGAGGCCGCAAAUUGCGUCGUUUUCGGACGACAAGAGUGUGAAAAUUUGGGACAUUCCGACUGAGACCAACAUUGCUACGUUUUCGGACCAUUGUGAUUAUGUUAGAGCCGGGGCUACAAAUCCUCUUGUUCCGGACGUUGUCCUAGCCGGAGGGUAUGACAAUUUUGUAAAAAUGUACGAUACUAGGACCAACGAGACCAUUCUCAAUGUCAAUCAUGGUAGUCCCGUUGAGUCUCUUUUGUUUCUACCAACUGGUGGUAUUUUUCUCUCAGCUGGUGGGACUGAGAUUAAGAUAUGGGACACAGUGGCUGGUGGUAAAUUACUGGGGAGUAUUUCCCAACACCACAAGACCAUAACUUGUCUCAGAUUAGCCUCGGACAACAAGCGGCUGUUAUCGGGGAGUUUAGACAGACAUGUGAAAAUUUAUGACCUCAGUAGUUACAAAGUGGUUCACACCUUGGACUACCCUAACGCUAUUUUAAGUCUGGGGGUUUCGAAACACGACGAAACCGUUGUUGUGGGUCUUGUUGACGGUUUAGUUGCGAUAAGUCGUAGAGAGGAAGGGGAAAAAACGAAAAAAGUAAAAAAACAAAUUUCUUUCCAACACAAAACAAACUUACACUUGCCAACAGUUGAUGCAAUUGUACCGCAGUUUAACCACGAAAAAGAAACAAAAUACGAUAAAUGUUUGCGUAAGUUUGAAUAUUCCAAAGCCCUUGAUUGCGUUCUGGUGUCUUAUGUGGCAAAUAAAACGCCCCAAGUGACUGUAAGUGUGAUGCAAGAGCUUAUCAAAAGACGCGCAUUACAUAAAGCUUUUCUCGGGCGAGACGUUAAGUCAGUGAUACAAAUUUUACGAUUUCUUAUUAGAAACAUAACUGAAAAUCGCUUUGCUAGAGUGUUAAUUGAUGCGGCAAAUAUUUUUAUUGAUACUUAUGAAGAAAGCCCAGUUAUUGUAAAUCCAGAAGUUAGGAAUUUGUUGGUCAGUUUGACUCGUCUUCUGAGAGAAGAGGCCGAAAUUGCCAAUGAAAUGACUGAGUUGCAAGGGGCUAUGCAUAUGCUACUAUCAGCGGCGACAAUACCCACAGAAACAAGGCCAGAGCAAAAUAUUCACCAUAACUUGUUACCGAGUAAAGAGGCCCAAAAAAACCUCAUUGUAAAUCUUACCUGACGCCAAUAAAACACGUUUUAGAUGGAA
Molecule: messenger RNA, 1733 nt
Organism: Tribolium castaneum (red flour beetle)
Lineage: Eukaryota; Metazoa; Arthropoda; Insecta; Coleoptera; Tenebrionidae
Exons: 3
Coding region: 141-1706 (521 amino acids)
Biological process (GO): rRNA processing; positive regulation of transcription by RNA polymerase I
Cellular component (GO): nucleolus
Molecular function (GO): protein binding
Source: RefSeq, a predicted model, not a curated record